CCUCCCUGGUAAUUAAACCCAAAGCUGCUCGCUGAAAGUCAACAGAGCGGAGACCAGCGGUUCAGCUCAAUAUCCAACCUCCGAGCCCCUUAUACGCUCUCUGAAUAUUUAGAAGGCGUAUUUUACGAGCCAGAAUGGAUUCAACAAACGGCGGCUCCAUGAUGGAUGAGGCCAGAGGUGGAACUCUGCCACCAGGCCUGACUGAGGAGGAGGCUCUGGAGUUGCAACUGGAGCUUACAAAGGUGGAUGAUGAAAUUCAGACGCUGAAGCAGGUUUUGACCGCAAAAGAGAGGCAUGCUGGGGAAUUGAGGAGGAGACUGGGUAUAAGCCCUCUUUCAGAGAUAAAAAACAACAUCACCAAAGGCUGGCAUGAAGUCCAGUCCUCCAAUGCUUAUAUGAGAACCUCUCAGACUCUUGGGGACUUGAAUCAUAGAGUUGCGUCAUCUAACUUUUAUCUUACAGCUUCUGCCACUCUGGAGGACAUUAGCCGUUCUGACGCGUAUAAGAAGACUCAGGAGACUCUUUCCCAGGCUGGUCAGCUGACAUCAUCAGCUUUGUCCACAAUGGGUUCAGCUAUCAGAAACAGAUUUGGAGAAAUGAGUAACAACUACUCCAUGCGCCACUCCUUAAGUAUGCCCGCUAUAAGGAACUCGUCAACCUUCAAAUCCUUUGAGGAUAAAAUGUCCAAGGUAAUCGGAAGUGGAGCAAACGGUGAUGAUGAACACCCCCCGCCUGGCAACAACUCAGCCUUCUGAGUGGAAAGCACAAACGCAUCACCAGGACUGACCUCUGUGACCCAUACAACCCUGUGUCCCUCACUGCACUCCACUGAGAGAUAAGAGAUGCCCACGAAUGAACAAAUAAGGACUGUACUGAGGUCCCAGAAUGCUGUACUACUGCUACUUGUUUAGAAGACAAGCCUUUAAAAGCCUUGUGUGUAUGUAUUAAACUCUCGCCCCAACCUCUCAAACGGACAGUGGCAAUGCAUAAGGGGCCGCAGCUUUUUUGGAACAAAUGUUUUGCAGAUGGUUCAGAGAAAAUGUUCUGUGCACUAAUUUGUAUUUUGAAUGUGUAAAAAGGUUUUUGAAAUCAGGUCUGCUGUGAUGUUAGCAGUGAAUGUAGUCAUUUGAUGCAGUUCACUCAUGUAGAAGCAGCAUGACAGUUCGGAGUAUCAUAAACUCUCCUGUACACACUGUAGAAAACAAACAAACAAACGCUUCCUUGGCAGUAUAAGGCGCUGCUGUCGCAUAUGAUUGUUACAUUCUUAUUAUACUGCUUAUUAAAUGCUUAUUACUCAGGGCAAAAGGUGCUACUACUUACAGUACAAUGUGACUCACCUAACGCGUACUUUAUAACCGUUUUCACUGCUUGGCAGUAUACAAGGUAAACCCUUCCUGAUUGAAAUUGGAAUUGUUUUGCUUAUUCGGAACCUACACUUCACUUAGCCUUAGCCCUCCUUACACUGACCGGCCACAUAUUUUUAAUCUGUUACUCUAAGCAUAAAUGCUAUGUUUAUAUAUGCAUCUUGUUUUCUGGUGCACUGAAGGAUUCUGUUAAUUGUGUAUAUACUUUUGGUAUUUGGUUGUUUUCUUUUUUUUUCUUCUUGUUUUAUUCAUCCUGGUGAGACUGGUAAGGGUAGUUUUCAACUUUAAUACAAGGGCUUAGUUUACCAAGUUGAGACAUUGAGCUGUGAUUUUAAAAAAGGUUAAUAGCAGACAGACAGUGAGUUGGUCUAAUGUGAUUAGGGACGCUGAACUCGCACACUUGUUUUUUUGGUGUGGAAAGUUGAACUAAAAUAUAAAUCUUUUCACAGUUCUUUUGCAAUAUUAGCUGCUUGUAUGUGAAUUGCACACUUUGAAACAAUGAUAAUGAUUAAACCUAAGAUUGUAACCUUUCAUGAACCUGACUGCUGUAUCUGUGCUUGAGGCUCUGAAGCUGUACCAUAUUAAGGUUUUAGGGUAUUUCAGAUUGUUACCGAAAUGCUUAAAUAAAGGUAGAGGUGAAAAUGUU
Messenger RNA from Colossoma macropomum (tambaqui), 2010 nucleotides. RefSeq names its product tpd52 like 2a (gene tpd52l2a). Bases 135 to 755 code for a protein of 206 amino acids. Lineage: Eukaryota; Metazoa; Chordata; Actinopteri; Characiformes; Serrasalmidae. Gene Ontology annotation, cellular component: cytoplasm. The transcript has 9 exons. The record is from RefSeq and is a predicted model, not a curated record.